Ectocarpus siliculosus is the source of this 928-nucleotide messenger RNA. NCBI's taxonomy places the organism in Eukaryota, Phaeophyceae, Ectocarpales, Ectocarpaceae. The record is from the annotation of a GenBank genome assembly.
CAGGAUGAGAAGGCCGCUGAGGCAGCAGCGGCAAUGGAGGUAGACGAGGAAACACCAUCGAACGCGGCCGCUCAACCAAAAGCGGGCGAGGAGAAGGCCGCAGGGAAGCUUCACGUUCUGGGGAUUGGCGGCCGAAGGGCCAAGAGAGGCAGUGCGAAGGCAACCGGAACAAAGAAGACGCCGGGAGAGAUUCGUAUACAGAAGGACAUUGCGGACUUGGAUGGCGGAAGCGUAGCAGAGAUCACUUUCCCCAACCCCAACAACCUUACGUCCUUCAAGGUCAAGGUGCAGCCGGACAGCGGGUUCUGGAAGGGCGCGUCGUACCACUUUACCUUUAGUAUUCCUGCGCUGUACCCUCACGACCCACCCAAAGUGCUGUGCGAGACCAAAAUCUACCACCCCAAUAUAAACCUGCAGGGGAACGUGUGCCUCAACAUCUUGCGGGAAGACUGGAAGCCGGUGUUGGAUAUCAACGCGGUCAUCUACGGGCUCAUCUACCUGUUCUACGAGCCAAACCCCGAGGACCCCCUCAACCACGAAGCUGCAGAACUCUACCGCGACAACAUAAGCCAAUUCGAGCGAACAGUGAAGAGGACUCUCGCAGGCUGCGUCAUGCACGGGGAGACAUUCCAACGACUGAUUUGACUUGGUGACAUUCUGCUCAGUGUGUGUGUGUUUUUUUUUUUUACGCUGAGGGUUGAGCAAAGACGUUUUGGGAAGGCUUGCUGAAGACCCUCGAUCGACUGGCCCGGUCUACGAAACAGCCUUUGAUCUUGCUCGGAUGACAUCUGCGCAGUUGGAAGAGAAUGCUCGAAUGUAUUAUAUGCGGCGACGUUACGCUCUCAAGCAUUUCCUGCGUUUUCCAGACAUGCUUUGGACGCGCCGUGCACUCAACGGACGUAAGUUGUACGAAUUCGAUGAAGCCGCC